Molecule: messenger RNA, 2682 nt
Organism: Saccostrea cuccullata (small rock oyster)
Lineage: Eukaryota; Metazoa; Mollusca; Bivalvia; Ostreida; Ostreidae
Product: serine-rich adhesin for platelets-like
Exons: 4
Coding region: 1-2682 (893 amino acids)
Source: RefSeq, a predicted model, not a curated record
AUGACAACACAUAGAAAACUAAAAUACAGUGUGUCUGAUGCUAGUCGUCGAAUGUAUAGAGAUGAAACCAACGGGAUUUAUCGAAAACUGGACAAUCCCUCUCCCACAGAAAACCAACUAAGGCAACAGAGAUUCGAGGCAAGACAGCGACCACUUAGUCAUAUCUUAGCCUCUAGUUCCUUCAGAGAAGAUUUUAACAGGAAUCAAAUAACCAGAGGACAGAGUUUAAGCAACCUGAAGAAAGCGCGGUUGAGAAAUUCAUUGAAUUUACCCCAUAGUUUUUCUUUGGAUUUAGGAUACGAUGUGGAUGCAAAUGCAAAUUUGGACGACUUUUCAGCUCGAUCUGGGAAUUUAAGAGAGAUUACAGUCUCGGGGGAUUCUGCUUUCGGUUUUGUUCCAGAGAGAGAUAUAAUAUCUUUAGGAGACAUUUCAUCCUCUCAGGCUACAAACUGUCGUGCCUCCAAAAAGUCUCCAAGUGUUGCAAGCGUUGGAAGUAAGAGAUCUUCCUUUAAAUCUGAGAAAUUCCGAAAAUCAUCAUCAUCGUCAUCUACAUCCACAUCGCAAAGCCAUUCCUCUAGGUCACGAUCGUCUUCGCCAAAACAGAAGUACAAAACACAGGACAUUGAACAUGUACUUGAUAAUACGACUAACAGUGAAGGCGAUGAAUCAUCCAAAAUCCAAAAAGUGCUACACAAAAGGCCUUCUUUUAAGGAAAUAUUUCCAGAACCUGUAAAUCAAGAAUUUAUGGACAAAUCUGUUGAAAGAAAAUCAGUUGGUAGAUUGUCCUUCUCGGAAAAAGAUACCAAUAGAAUUUUUGAUUCGGAAGAAGGUAUCCAGACCAAUGUAAAAAAUGAUUCUAGUUCUUUGAGAAGAACUAAGCUUAACACAUCCCUUUCAACAGAUUCAGGGGAAUCAGACUCUCCAAAAACUGCACAUAAGGUAUUCGACUCCACAGACCAUUUUCAGCGUAGCUUCCUAUUUCCUGGAACUGUGAACAAACCAGAGACGACACCUUCAGAUUCCGAGUCUUCGUGCAAAGAAGGCAGUUAUAUUUUGGACACUGAGUUCUACCCGUCAGAGAAGCCAUGUGUCUCAGUCAUCUCACCUCAUUCUUUAACAGUAUGUGCUCAUUUGGCUUCUUUGGACAACACUGAUAGCGAGAAUGGUGAUAUAUCCGACAACAACCAAGCUUUGAAAGGAAACAUCAAACUGGACAGGACUGUAUCCCUGGGGGACGCCCCUCCUCCACUCCCACAAAGUUCUCCUCCAGACGUCAUAGAAACAAUAAGUCUUGGCAGCUAUGCAGGAAACGAUUUUGUGCCCUCUGAAGUAAAACAAAUGGCCUCUGAGAGUUUUGCGAGCACUGGUAAAACCCCCGGGUAUCUAAGGACAUCAGUAGCUUACUAUGGUCCUAUCUACGCCAGCAAUAAUACCCUCAUCCUACCCACAAAGUCAGCUCAGCCGUCUCUCGAUCAGUGUGGAAACCAAGACUAUCGUUCUGAUGAUGAUACUACUAGCAAUUCAUCGGCUUCUUCUGCCUCAUUAAACCACAAACACAAGGUUCAGAAUGCUGAGAAAGAAAAUGUAACUGACAAAGUAAUAUCAGAGAUGACAGGUUUAACGGAAGAUACCCCAAACCAAAGUAUUGGAAAUGGCUUACAAAAUGAUUUUGUCAAGAGAAAUUCGUCUGGUUCUUCUUCGUCUUCAAACGAAGAACACAGUGCUGUACUUGAGAAUCAAAUUGCCAAGAAAGAAGAUGACAAUACAAUAUCCGAUAACUUAAAGGCUUGUUUAGCCGAAGUCACUCUAAAGCUAAAUUCUGCAAGUGAACCACAGUUUAGAUAUACACGGGCUGGGUCAGAGCAGAAAAAUUCACCUAGCGUUAAUGCAGAAAUUCAUCAGGUGCUGGAAACUUUAGAUAACGCCAUAUUGGGUGUUUCCGAAGAUACUGCAGAACAAGAUACAGUAAAACACCGCGGUCAUCAUGUGGUUGUGGCUAUCGACUUUGGCACCACGUACAGUGGGUAUGCCUACAGUUUUACCAGAGACCCCUCCCAUGUCCAUCUAAUGAGGAAGUGGGAGGGAGGGGACCCAGGUGUUAUCAAUGAGAAGACCCCCACCAGCAUUCUCCUGACUCCCGAGGGUCAGUUCCACUCCUUUGGCUACAGCGCCAGGGAUAACUACCAUGACCUUGGCAAAGAAGAGGCAAAAACUUGGAUGUAUUUUGAAAAGUUUAAGAUGAUCCUCCAUAACACGCCGGAAUUAAGCAAGGAUACAUUACUUAAAGCUUCCAAUGGAAGACUUUUUCCGGCGAUGACUGUGUUUUCCUUGGCUCUGAAGUUCUUCAGGGACCACGCCCUACAAGAACUGAGUGACCAAUCAGGAAUGAAGAUUCUGAAUGAAGACGUACGAUGGGUUAUCAGUGUACCCGCAAUAUGGAGAGCUUCGGCUAAACAGUUCAUUAGGCAGGCUGCUUACGAGGGUGGUUUGGUUUCCUCCCAAUGUCCGGAGCAGAUGAUCAUUGCCUUAGAACCGGAAGCUGCUUCUAUCUACUGCAGAAAGUUAAAAAUGUACCAACUUGUCCCGGAAAUAAACGAAGAGCGCCCUCUUCAGUCACCAAAGUUUGCCUCUGUUGAGCCAAUGAAUAUAAAUCCUGCCUGUGAGGAUUUGAAAGAAGGUUAG